GCACAAAGACGGGACCACGACGAUACUCCACUGCUGUUCGCUUUGUUUGACAGAACUGUGCUAACCACUCACGGGUACUUUUGAACCCUCGAUCAAGACAUCAAUAACGGCUGUCUCCAAUCAACUGAAUUAAGAACAAGUAAAGAACAGCUUACGCGACAGUUUCUGUCUUAGCGGUUUCCUUGGCAACACGAAGGAUCGACCAAUUGACCAUGCUCUGUCGGGUGGCAAGUUGUUGCUUUGCCACGUAGAUGCAACGGGAUUGUGGUGAUUGGCAUAAUAUAUUCAGGGUGGAGUCUUGAACUCAAAAGCAGCGAGACGCAUCGACGGGCCGCAGGUUCCAGACUUCUUCGCCAAGCGAUGAUCGUCUGACACCCGUUGGCUUGAGCAGCACGCGGACAGGUCGGCCAACAUCCAGUCAAGAUCGUGUGGCGGUUCCAUCAAGAUGGCCUGGAAGGUUGCAUUUCUGACAAUCUUCGUGACUGCGACUUUUUCAUCAUUCGGGUGGGGACAGGUACAUCCUAGGAUGAUAAUACCCUACGGAGGAUUCGGCCCUGGAAUGUUUAAUGACCUGCUCACAGACCUUCCCCCCGAGGUACGCGAUCUUGUCCUGAAGGAAGCCAUGGACGAGGACCCGCGGCUGCCGUACAUGCGAGAGAAGUGCAUCGAGGUUUUCGGGGCAGACCCUCACCACCUCCCACCGACCAACCGACACAGAAUCAAACCAGGUCAAGGCCACGGCGAGAUGACAGUCGGUAGCCUGGGUGACGACGACGAGGACUUCCGGAAGAAUCCGAAUCGACGACAGGACUCGGAGUUCUUUGCCGGAGUCGCCCGAGAACUGAGGGAAAGGUGCGGAGCUCUGAAGGACGACCAUCCUCCGAGGAUCCACGAGGACGACUUGGAGCUGGCGCAGCUGCACGAGCUCUACGUCAGCACCUUGGAUGCGGAGUCGAGGCUGCAGGAGGCGCGCGUGUGGGCCGACCUGGAAAUUCUGCACGCGCAGCGCGUCAGGCUGAUGCUGGAACGAAUGGGUCCGACAUAACCAACACGACUACAGUCAACAGAUGGCCACUAAACUCUCAUUCUCCCUCAACUGCUCCAUGUUGUUGUUGUUGUUGUUGUGUCAGUGUUAGCUAGGACUUCAGGUGAUACUCUGUUCGUGUCUUCUCGAACGUUCCAUUUUUAAUACGCAAAAUAGAUUACGUUUACCUUAAACAAACUUUCGAUUUUUUUAAUUAAUAAAAAACUAGGAUAUAUAUAUAUAAAUAAAUUUGCGAUCAUUAUGCAUUUUGUUUUCUAGUCGUAUUACCAAUAGCAGUUGACCCAGCAUGCCUCUGCAGCUCGUUACAGUUGUUACCUAUAGUCUCCUAUGCUUACUGUAGUGCACUACAAGUUUUUGCUAUGAAAUGAGGUUGUUAAAAAUAAGAGAUAAGUGAAGCCUGCCAGCAAGACUGUUUGGAGCAAAAUUUAGCUUAAAAUGUGGGUCACUGUCUUUAUGCAGGUCAAGGGCGAGUACAUGAAUGGUGCAACUCCCGAACCUUCUCGUCUUCCUUUCCCCCCAAAACGCCUCCACACCCUCUCCCCAACCCCUUGUCACCACAUCAACAAGAAAUUAAUCUUGCAACAUACGCAGGAGAAUCGACAACCCCACAAAAAAACAAAACAAAACAAAAAAACAAAAAAAAAACAAAAACCAACCCAACCCAACCCAACCCAACCCAAACCAACCCAAACCAACCCAAGCCAACCAACCAAAAAACCAACAAAAACAAACAGAAAAACAAACAAACCAACAAACCUGCUCAUCCAGAAAGUUAGGUAGGGAUCGUUACACACGAGUAAAGUACAUUGAAUAAAAACAGUUUGCUCUGCACAUUUUUUUCUGCAACAUAUUUGCAUUUUUUCACACAUCGGCAUUAAGCUGACAGACGAGAUUAUCUUGUGACAUCAGGUUACACCGAGGCGUGAACAGGAGCUUACGAGGACAAGCACACGUGACUUGGGGAUAACAAGAGGCUUUAGACCUUCCAGUGCCUUACACAUGAUUUAUGUUAGAGAGGUAGAGAUUUAUAUUUUGCGGGUUUAGUAGGAUUUAGUGUGGUUGACAAUACUCACCUAGAUGCUAGUCGCAGGUUUUCUUCUAGUUUUGGUCUUCGAGUGUGAUGCUCCUCACCAAGUCCAGGGGAGGCUGUCUCGACACAAAGCUACAUGUAUGACUAUUUCUAUGAACACUGUGAGCGCUCAGUGGCACUAGUCUGCAGUCAUAGACGUUUUCUUGCCUUGACUUUUGUUUUUGUUUUGGUGAUUGUACAAAUUUGAAACUGUUGUCAUUAAAGAUAAAAGUUGCAUCA
Molecule: messenger RNA, 2354 nt
Organism: Pomacea canaliculata
Lineage: Eukaryota; Metazoa; Mollusca; Gastropoda; Architaenioglossa; Ampullariidae
Exons: 3
Coding region: 446-1045 (199 amino acids)
Source: RefSeq, a predicted model, not a curated record